UAUGUCGUCACCAACUUUUGCGGACAGCAAGCCACCAACGAUGGCUCCACCACCUCCGACGGCAAAGCGGGUUGUUCCAGCUACGGCUUUCCCUCCCACCGGCGGCAUGAAAGCCAACAUGACUGUUGCACCACCUCGGACGGCAGGGCAGGCUAUAACUAAGGCCGCACCCAGCUCCGACGGCAAGGCAAGCCAACAGCGACGGCUACACCUACCGCGGACGGCAAAGCAGGCCUUCAACCACGGCCACAUCCUCCUCCGACGACCACACAUUACCUGCAACUACGCCCGGAUUGUGUCCAACAGUGCUGUCCCGUUGACGAAUACCUUUGCCGAAAUUCAAUGGCUACCGGCUUCCUAUUAUUCUUCCUCGGAUGGCGGCAACACGUACACCUGUCAGUACGACCACUGGAUCGGUACAGUGGGACGAGACGGCAGCCAGAUCGGGAUCGAUUAUAAUUCGGAAACCAAUCCGUCAUAUGCUCCCAAUCCGCAAAGCACUAUGGCUAUAAAGUACGAUUACCGGAAGUACUCCAUCGACUAUGGCUGCAGCAGUCCCAAUCUGAAGACGGGAAUCUGCGCCUCCCCGAUCGUUUUCGUCAGCACCCGAGUACGCCCGACCCAGUUGUCAUACCACGAAAAGAGGGAGAUUGACCGCGUGGUGGACGCCGUGUUUGCGCCCUACUGCCGGUCAGCCGACGAUAUCCCGCUCCAGCAGUACGACGACAACAAGCCCGACUGCAGUUUACCGUUGCAGCCACAAGACUGCGCCAACUCGACGCUUCGAGUCAUGGGUAUCAACACUGAUCUUCUCAUUGGUUUAACUUUAGAAGAUCCAUGAUCCAGUAUCAACUGACAGCACAUUAAAGAUUUAAUUUUUUUAGCAUCUCAAAUCGUGCCUUAAUUGGAU
Messenger RNA from Paramacrobiotus metropolitanus, 910 nucleotides. RefSeq lists its product as uncharacterized. The coding region runs from base 2 to 841 and encodes 279 amino acids. NCBI's taxonomy places the organism in Eukaryota, Metazoa, Tardigrada, Eutardigrada, Parachela, Macrobiotidae. The transcript is spliced from 3 exons. The record is from RefSeq and is a predicted model, not a curated record.